AUGGUCACGUGCACUUAUUCCAUCAUAACCUCUACUUCUACGCACAAAACCGAGCUCGAGCUUCUCAACUCCCCUCUCUCUCCCCUCUUCACAUCACCUCAAACCUCAUCUCCGAACAAAGCAUCAGUUCAAGAUGAGAGCCAAGUGGAGAAAGAAGAGAGUACGACGCCUCAAGCGCAAGAGAAGAAAGAUGAGAGCUCGCUCCAAAUAAACGACUCGAGCUCACUCAGCCGCACCAUCCGGACGCGAGACCGCCAAGCUAGACAACAAAACCAGCACCACCUCGGGUAGCGCUCAUCAAUAAAGAUGAUAUUGCUCAGCACAGUGGAGGGGAGCAUGGAACUUGGAUCACGAGAGCUCAAAGGAGGAAACUGUUAAUCUGUGGUUGAGAAGCAAGAAUCGUUUCAGAGCAAAGCAACUGUUAAGGCACCAUGAAGUUGAGCUAUUCUACUGCGCCAACCUUUGCGAGAUAAAUCGUCUUGCCAUAGUUAUCAACGUCAAUUGGAAUUCAGAUGUGCCACAUGCAUGCCUUCGCUACCUACUUAAUUAUGAUGACGGCACCCGGUAUUUUUAUUCUAUUUGUUUAUCCGGGUUUGUGAUGGCCAUUUUCCCAAACCAUUCAAUCGUCUUGGCCAAGCCCUAAACGAC
Pyricularia grisea is the source of this 648-nucleotide messenger RNA. RefSeq lists its product as uncharacterized. Lineage: Eukaryota; Fungi; Ascomycota; Sordariomycetes; Magnaporthales; Pyriculariaceae. The transcript is spliced from 3 exons. Bases 1 to 291 code for a protein of 96 amino acids. The record is from RefSeq and is a predicted model, not a curated record.